AAUUAAUGGAAUAGAAAGAGAAGAAGGGUAAAAAAUAGUAAGAUUCUACAGUGGAUAAAUUGAAAUGUAUUUCUGAGAUAGUUGCAGAAUUGAUAAAAUAAUAUGAUGGGAAUUAAAAGAUUAAUUUAGCAUAAAUAAAGGCAGAAUUUUCAAAAAAGAAUAAGAUAUCUGGAGCACCAAAGAUAGUAGAGAUUUUAUCAGCAAUUCCAGAUGAAUAUAAAGAGAAAUUGAUACCAAUAUUAAAAGCAAAGCCAGUAAGAACAGCAUCAGGUAUAGCAGUAGUGGCAGUGAUGGCAAAACCUCAUAGAUGUCCACACAUAGCAGUAACUGGAAAUAUAUGUAUUUAUUGUCCAGGAGUAAUAUAUUUAUUAAUACAUGAAAGGGACCAGAUAGUGAUUUUGAAUAUUCAACUUAAAGUUAUACAGGUUAUGAACCUACAAGUAUGAGAGCUAUUAGAGCAAGAUAUAAUCCAUAUAUAUAGGCAAGAGAUAGAAUAGCAUAAUUAAAAUAAUUAGGUCAUGAUUGUGAUAAAGUUGAAUAUAUUAUUAUGGGUGGAACAUUUAUGUCUUUGGAUUAAGAAUAUAGAGAUUAUUUUAUAAGAAAUUUACAUGAUGCUUUAAGUGGACAUCGCUCAUAAACUGUUAAAGAAUCAGUCUAAUUUUCAGAAGAGAGUAGAUCAAAAUGCAUUGGUAUCACAAUUGAAACUAGACCUGAUUUUUGUUAGAAAAGUCAUUUAAGUGAUAUGUUAUUAUAUGGAUGUACAAGAAUUGAAGUUGGUGUUUAAUCAAUUUAUGAAGAUAGUAUAAUAUUAUUAUUAUAAUAUAUUAGUUGCAAGAGAUACUAAUAGAGGUCAUACAGUCGAAUCUGUUAAAAAAUGUUUUGCUAUGAGUAAAGACAGUGGAUAUAAAGUUGUUACUCAUAUGAUGCCUGAUUUACCAAACAUGGGAGUAGAAAGAGAUUUAGAAAGUUUUAAAGAGUUUUUUGAAAAUCCAGAUUUUAGACCUGAUGGAUUAAAAGUAUUCUUAUAUUUAUUAUUAGAUUUAUCCUACUCUAGUUAUCAGAGGAACAGGACUCUAUGAAUUAUGGAAAAAUGGAUAAUAUAGAAAUUAUCCUCCUGAUUUUUUAGUUGAUGUUGUUGCUAAAAUACUUGCAUUAGUUCCACCAUGGACUAGAGUAUACAGAAUUUAAAGAGAUAUUCCUAUGCCUUUAGUUACUUCAGGAGUAGAUAAUGGAAAUUUGAGAGAAUUAUCUUUAUAAAGAAUGAAAGAUUUAAAUGUCGCUUGUAGAGAUGUUAGAACUAGAGAAGUAGGGAUUAAAGAAGUUCAUCAUAAGAUUAAACCAGAAUAAGUUGAAUUAAUUAGAAGAGAUUAUACAGCCAAUGAUGGAUGGGAAACAUUCUUAUCUUAUGAAGAUCCAUCAUAAGAUAUUUUGAUAGGAUUAUUGAGACUUAGAAAAUUAGAUAAACAUACAUUUAGAAAAGAAUUAAUUCAAGAACCUACUUCCAUGGUUAGAGAAUUACAUGUCUAUGGUUCUGUUGUACCUAUUCAUUCCAGAGAUCCUUCAAAAUUUCAACAUUAAGGCUAUGGAACACUUCUUAUGGAAGAAGCUGAAAAAAUUGCUAGAGAAGAACAUGGAAGCACUAAAAUGGCAGUCAUUGCUGGAAUCGGAACCAGACAUUAUUAUCGAAAACUAGGAUAUCAUACUGAAGGAGUUUAUAUGGUUAAAUAAUUAGUAUGAAAAAUAUUUAUGAAAUUUAC
Molecule: messenger RNA, 1757 nt
Organism: Paramecium sonneborni
Lineage: Eukaryota; Ciliophora; Oligohymenophorea; Peniculida; Parameciidae
Source: the annotation of a GenBank genome assembly